AUGGGUGUUGAACACCGCGACGCGCGAUGGCAUGACAGUCCGGACUCGACGACGGAAGCUUGCGGCGAACCGGGGACAUGGAGUCAGAGCUUGCGACCACCGCGACGGCGGCGACCGGCUUCGAUGGGCCGUGGAGUAGCGUGGAUGUGGAUGCUGGUGGUGAUGGUCUCGGUCCUGGUGACUUCGACCGGCGCCGUGCUGUUGGAUUUCGAGAACUGCCUAGGGAAGUCCGUCAUCGAGUCGAGCCCGCUCCAGCUACAAUUCGUCCCGCUGGACGUCGCAGUCCACUUUGAUCUGGUCAAUCCGCUACACGCCCUGAACAUGACGGUCUACGGCAACGUUUCAGGGACCGCCGAUCGGCGGGCGUCGUACCCAUCUGCCGAUGAUCCCCAAUGGACCAAUCCAAACGAGACCGUGGGUAAGAUCCUGGAUCUGGAUACCACGAACAACAAAUAUUCCACCUUGUUGACGGCCGUCAACGUCGUCAGCUUUUCUCCCUACAGCGAUGCGUCUCGCUUCUGCAAUUCCGUCAUCCAAGGGGACUGUCCGUUGACGCCGGUGUUUAACGCGAACGCGAGCGACCUGAGUGCCUUGCGAGCCAUCUCCUUCCAGCAUGACAUGCUGUCAUCCUAUCACUUCUCCACUCUCUCGUCUACUCUCACCAUCAAAUCCGGCGAUGCCGAUGCUACAAUACUUGGAUGCGUGUCGGUCGACGUCACCCCCGACCUGGGAUCGUCGCUGAAGAGCGCUUUGGCAUAUGUGCCCCUGGUGAUUCUCAUCCUGGUAGGGGUCGCUACUGUAACUGCGGCAAUCUUCAGUCCCUGGGGUACGACGGACCCUUUCCACUGGACCAGCAAUUACGGCCGCGACGAGGAUGUGCUACGACUGGUGACGCCCGGGUUUGGGGAUUGCCUCCAAUACCUACAGUUUGCCGUGCUGACGGGCGCUCUAUCCCUGAACUACCCCGGCUAUUAUCAACCCGUAGUUAGUCAAGUGGCUUGGUCGGCGCUCAUGUUCAACCAGAGCUUUUUGGACUCCGGCAAAGAGCGCAAUCCCGUCUCGGAUGGGGUCUACAGUGUGAACGCGACUGAUGGUCUGGACCGAAUGGAGCACUACGUUGGAAUGGCGUCUCCUCGGGACCUGUGGCCCAACAUGAUGGUGUGGCUGCUCGUCAUCGUGGUCAUCAUCAUGCUUCUCAUCCAGCUGGCUUUUGCCUUUCGCUGGCUGCACCGCGAGAUUGCGAGUAUCCCCGAGGAAGACCUUCGUGCCAAGAACAUGCCGUUCACCGUGGGCAAUGUGAUCCGGAUCGUGUUCAACUACCUCUUUCUACCGCUCAUCUCGCUCUCUUUCUACCAGCUGGUCAUCGCCAGCAAAUCCCCAGCCUAUUGUGUGGCUCUUGCCGUUGUAGUCAUCCUGAUAUUGAUAGCCUUUUCUAUCUGGACGAUCCGGCUGAUCGCGAGUACGCGCCCUAAAUCUUACCUCUUCGAUGACCUACCUACCGUGCUGUUGUAUGGCCCCUUGUACAACACCUUUUGUGACGACGCGGCUGCCUACGCGGUGGUUCCGAUCUUCAUUUCGUUCGCCCGCGGCGUUGCCAUCGGCGCGCUGCAGCCGUCCGGAAUCGCCCAGAUCGUGCUCCUGGCCAUUUGCGAAGUCGUAUCGCUUCUCACUCUUCUUGCCUUCCGCCCUUUCGCCUCGCCCACCUCUAUGAAUUUAUACCAUGCCUGCUUCACUGUGGUUCGGUUCCUCACGAUUUUGCUCAGCGUUGUUUUUGUUCCCUCCUUGCAGGUCCCGCAGGUUGCGCGAGGAUGGAUCGGAUACGUGAUUCUGCUGCUCCACGCCCUGGUUCUCGUCUUUGGAUUUUUCCUGAAUGCCUUGCAAACCUUGAUCGAAGUCAUUGCACGACUGGCUGGUGCCGGUGGUAAUGAAGGUGGCGUUACCCGUGGCGGUCUCACAAAGGUGUUCGGUAUGCGCCAACUCUCGCGGCGGGUGCCAAGGCGUGAUGCAGGAACUCGUCAAAGCAUGGGCUCCGAGGCUGCGAUGCUGGGCCACGCAGACGAUCGAUUAUCCUCUCAAUUCGACGGAUCACGACCCCGGAGUCUGUCGGGUAGCUCGGCUUUGCUCCUCAACCGGGCGACUGCCAGCGACGGCAGAACCAGCGCGUUUUACGAGUCCGCGAGCGCUCACGGCGGAACGCACAGCCGGGCUAACAGCAGCGGCAUCUUUGCACCGUCGACGCCUGGCGGCCACACGACUUUCCAGGGCGCGGGCUACCACACGCCCGGCAGUAACUCUCCCAAGAGCGGGCCUAUAUUCGCCAUGCAUCCGCAGGACCCUUAUUACCGACCCCCAAGACCCCGUCGGAAGGGGACAGAAGGGAGCAUGGGCGAAAAGAGUAGUCGCGGUCAGCGUGUGGCCAGCUAUGCCGACGACGACGAUAUAAUCGAAGGCCCGUCGAUUUCGGGAAGAGCCACCCCGGUGCCGGCUUAUAUUCCGGCGCCCAAGGAUGAUCUGGAUUAUGACGAUCCUCGGCAGUCACAGAAAGACUACGCCGUUCGUGAAGUGGACUUUUACUAUCGGGUGCGCGGCCCUCCGUUAUCACAGUCCGGCACGCGCAAGUUGAAAACGGGCCCGGCAGACCCGACGGGCCCUGUUUCGUCUGCGACGGGAUUUUUCAGGAACCUGUUCCAAGGCAAGACAAAGGAGAAAGGAAAAGGAUUUGAAGUUGUCCGGAGUUCACGGGCUCCGCCUCCGGGUCUCUUCCCCGAACCAGAGUACAAUGAACCGUACUCUGACGAGCCUGGAGAUCGCACCGCCUCCGGUGCCGUCGGUGCCGGGACUGGUGCAGCCAGUGCUGCCGGUGGACAUAAGCGCCAGAACUCGGAAGGGGAGUCGGUAUAUCGUAGCUCGGACGACGAGCAGGACGACGAGGAUUCCGAGGAGGAGCACCACCGACCAACAAAUGUUGCUCCACUCAGUUUGCCGCAGGUUGAUGCGGGCGGUGCUAUUGAGCUUCCGAGCCGUUUGGGCUCGCGCCGUAGCUCUCGGCCUCCGUCCCUGAUGUUGGAGACACCUGCAAACCCCGGGCAACGGCAUGAGUCUGCGCGCUCAAUAGACUUGGGAGACGAGCAUAUGUCUCAGAAAUCCCUUCCGGCCGUACAAGAGGUAGCGACGGGGGAUCCUAGAGAUUUCCAUGACUACGGAGAGCCCAUCUUCCCCCCGAACCAACUCCAUCCUUCUUCGUCGGGCACCGGCCGGUUGCCCUUCAGUGCGAAUAGUUCGCCGUCCCGAGACCGCAAUUUCUCGAUUGCCUCCACAACGGCGUCCACCUCUUCCAGCCGGCACCAUGCACACGAGGGCCACAGUCAGGGCCGGGUGGAACGACCGUCGAGCAUGGGGUACGUUGCGCAACAUCGCACUCGCGACUAUAUCCACGAGGCCAGCCCGGACGAGCCCUCCUUCACGGGAAGCGCGGCCGAGCUUGUCGACGAGCCUCACCAUCACUCCGAGGAAGGACGAUAA
Messenger RNA from Aspergillus melleus, 3522 nucleotides. RefSeq lists its product as uncharacterized. The transcript has 3 exons. The record is from RefSeq and is a predicted model, not a curated record. Lineage: Eukaryota; Fungi; Ascomycota; Eurotiomycetes; Eurotiales; Aspergillaceae. The coding region runs from base 1 to 3522 and encodes 1173 amino acids. Gene Ontology annotation, biological process: transmembrane transport.